This is a messenger RNA of Colletotrichum karsti, 837 nucleotides long. RefSeq lists its product as uncharacterized. The transcript has a single exon. The record is from RefSeq and is a predicted model, not a curated record. NCBI's taxonomy places the organism in Eukaryota, Fungi, Ascomycota, Sordariomycetes, Glomerellales, Glomerellaceae. The coding region runs from base 1 to 837 and encodes 278 amino acids. Gene Ontology annotation, molecular function: nucleoside triphosphate diphosphatase activity.
AUGUCGUCCGACGUCAAGACCUCGCUCCUGUCCGAUCCCCCACCGGAUUACACCAAGGACAACGAGCUGGCCGGCACCGCAGCCCGUCCACCUCCCGCAGCCGGUGGUCCCGGUCCCCGCGCGCCCCUUCCUCUCAACCUCCCAAUCAUCUCCUACCUCAAAUCCAAGCGCGUGAUUCUCGCCUCCGCGUCCCCGAGACGGCGCCAGCUGCUGGCCCAGGUCGGCCUCACGAACCUCGAAAUCACACCCUCGACGAAGCCCGAGAACCUCGACAAGACGGCAUACGGCCCAUGGGAGUACGUUGCGGCGACGGCGCGGCAAAAGUGCCUUGACGUGUACGAGACGGCCCUGGAGACGCACCUGGCCUCGAUCCCCGACCCCGACGUCGUAAUCUCCGCCGACACGGUCAUCGUCACCCGCGACGGCCGCGUGCUGGAGAAGCCCCGUAGCGAGGCCGAGCACAUCAAGAUGCUGCGUCAUCUGCGCGAUACCAGGCUGCACCGCGUGCUCACAGCUGUGUGUGUGAUCGCUCCGCGGGAGGACGCCAGGUCGCCGGGAUACGAAAUCGCGACCCAUACCGAAGAAACCAAGGUUUACUUCGCACAGGAGGACGACGGCCUGCCGGACGAUGUCAUCGACGCGUACGUCAAGACGAGGGAGGGCGCGGAUAAGGCUGGCGGAUAUGGUAUUCAGGGAAUUGGAGGCAUAUUGCUCGUUGAGAAGAUCGAGGGUAACUUUGAUAACGUGGUGGGUUUGCCUGUGCGACAGACCUUGGCUUUGGCGGAGAAGGCGAUAUUCAAGCAGGACGAGGAGGAAGUUGCUGAGGAGGAUGAUUAA